AUGUCUCAAACUGUGACUUCCACCCGCGCAAAGACAACCAUAAUUGUCAGAGAUCAAUCUUUGGAUGUCGCUGAUCUCGACGUGAUCAAGCUGGAAAAGCUUGUUGCAAAAGACCCCGCUGAAUCGGCAAAACUCCUCAAGGCCGCGGGGUCAGAGGGAUUCUUCUACGUUUCUUUCGACAAUGACCUGUCAGCGAAGAUCUCAUCUUAUCUCCAGACUUGCUAUCAGAACUCCCAUGAGUUCUUCUCCAAGCCUUUGGACGAGAAGAUGAAGGCGUUCCGAGAGGGUGUUGACUACGGCUACAAAAAAGCGGGCAUCGAAUCAUUUGAAAUCCCUCGAGACAAACAAAGCAGUCUCGCUUUACCACCCCCGUUCGCAGAACACGCUGAGCCGACCCUCGAUCUCCUCAACAUCUGCGAUACCAUAACACGCACUGUGCUCCGCAGCCUCUCCGAUAACCUCGGUCCCAAAGAAUCCUCGGUUCUGGAAAAUGCCCACAGCGUCGACGGACAGAGCGACUCUGGACUAAAGUUUGUCUCUGGUCCCACCAAGGCAUCCAUUGCCGAUGUGCCCGACACUACCCACACCGAUGGCGGCUCGAUCACUCUCCUCUGGUGCGAGAAAUGGGCUAGUCAGAUGCAGACGAAAGAGACGAAGGAGUGGCUGUGGGUUGACCCCAAGCCGGACUGUGUGUUGGUGAACGUUGCGAAUUAUCUACAAGGGCAGGCUGGUGGCCGUCUGCACUCGCCGGUCCAUAAGGUCAGCCAGCCAUUUGAUGGUGAGGAGGACCGGUACUUUGUGUCUUACUUCUUGCGGCCGAAUCACUAG
This is a messenger RNA of Aspergillus puulaauensis, 828 nucleotides long. RefSeq names its product putative oxidoreductase, 2OG-Fe(II) oxygenase family. Lineage: Eukaryota; Fungi; Ascomycota; Eurotiomycetes; Eurotiales; Aspergillaceae. Gene Ontology annotation, molecular function: dioxygenase activity. The record is from RefSeq and is a predicted model, not a curated record. The transcript has 3 exons. Bases 1 to 828 code for a protein of 275 amino acids.